Messenger RNA from Exophiala bonariae, 1932 nucleotides. RefSeq lists its product as uncharacterized. Gene Ontology annotation, cellular component: nucleus. Bases 1 to 1932 code for a protein of 643 amino acids. The record is from RefSeq and is a predicted model, not a curated record. Gene Ontology annotation, biological process: DNA-templated transcription; regulation of DNA-templated transcription. NCBI's taxonomy places the organism in Eukaryota, Fungi, Ascomycota, Eurotiomycetes, Chaetothyriales, Herpotrichiellaceae. Gene Ontology annotation, molecular function: ubiquitin-protein transferase activity; DNA binding; DNA-binding transcription factor activity, RNA polymerase II-specific. The transcript is spliced from 4 exons.
AUGCGUUCAGAUAGCCCAGAAUCCACUGCCUCCGAGCAAAGAAGCAGUACUGUUUGCUUCCUUUGCCGGCAGCGCAAGACAAAAUGCGACCGUACUUUACCCCGUUGCGGCUUCUGUAUCAAAGCGAAAGUCGCAUGUCAGUAUGUUUCAAAGCCAAAGAAACGUGGCCUUCGUGCUGGUUAUGUAUCGCAAUUAGAGAGUCGUAUAGAAAGCCUUGAGAAUGAAAUCUCCAAUCUCAGGAAUUUGCAACUACCACUGACUCCCGCCACUGACUCGUCACCAGAAAGGCUAGAAAGACUGGAGCAAGAAAUUCUCAACUUGAAGAACAACACGGUCAUCCAAUCUCCCCAAGUUCAGUCUUCUAUAUCGAGUGGGCUUUCUCCUACGACAGUACCAGCCGUGGUUUUCAAUGAACCAAAUACUCCCCAUUCCACGGUGACAUCUUCCAUCUCAAAUAGUACACCGGCAGUCAGAAGCCCAGAACUUUCGCGUUGGAGUCGGCUUGGGUCGCAGUUUGACCCCAAUGACGCCGUAUCUGACCUGAUUGGCCUUCCACGAGAGUACUUGUUCAGCCUUGCCGAUCAAUAUUUCAAGGAGACUCAGUCCUGGUUUCCUAUUGUGAACCAACAACACAUACAGAAAGCUCUAGAAGAACUGCCCACACCAGUGUCUCAUAUUGAUGAUAUCGUGUUGAGAGCCGUGAUUGCACUACAGCUAUCGUAUUCUAGUCAAGCAAUUUGUUUAGGAUACCAUGGCAGAUAUCGGCUCUCUCGACAUCUCAGAUCUCAAGUUCUGAACGAAGCACUAUCCAAGGCAACACUAAGCUCCGUCCAGUCACUUCUGAUCAUCGCAAUACUUGACUAUGGAGCAGACAAUAUCCCAAGUACUUUCAGUCUAAUGUCUGUUUGCCGACGGAUGUGCGAGAAUAUUGGGCUGUUUCGAAAACUCCUUAGUCAAAUGCAACACCAAAGCCCGACUCAGAUUGGUCCUCCGGCAUUGGGAAGCAACAAAACAGGAGAUGAGCUGGCAAUACCUGUCACUUGGGCCACGCUCGCACUUGAUGCAACGACUACACUUGGUGUGUCCUGGCGCGAUGUUUCUGCUGCACUCGUCGAUCACCUCUCAAGCGUUGCGUACGUUAGUGCACCCGAUCUCAAAGACACCUACCGGACACACGCCCAUUUGGCAGCGAUUGCCCUGCAACCACUACACGCAUUCAUUGACGAACAUGAACGGUUCCGAUACGAAAACUCGAACGUUGAAGCACUUGCGACGUGUGACGAAAUCUACCACAAUCUGCUUGGCUAUGUCCAAGCGCAACCUAAAUCGAGCUACACCAUUUUAUCCGAUGGAUUAAUCGAUUUUGAUCCGAACCUGAUGCAUACGACUGUCUUAUCACAUGCCAGUAUUAUUGUUCUCUACCAACGAUUACUGCGAUUUGAAAACGGGAGUGUAUCUACGGAUUUCGGCGAGCUUCCCUUACGAAGAUGUUUACAGGCCUCGGAGGACCUGGUACUCGCAUUUCGAGGAAUCAGCGAUGCUGACGCCGAGCUGAACACCCCACUACUAGCACAUUUGCUCUUCGUCGCUGCUCGAAUGAAGCUCAUCGUCUACCACAACAUGAGACAAGCCCGUGAACCAAUGUUCGAUACAUUAAUGCAUGCACUGAAUAUGUGUGGGCGGAGAUGGAGGUUGGCACGCCGUUUGGAUGUGGUUCUACGAGCCGCCAUCGUUCAACUCGACACCAAGACCAUUGAGGAUGCUGGUGACAGUAGUAUUCAUGGCGGACCGUCCACAUCCCUCCCCUCCAAUUUCUGGGAUCCAAGGAAGAGUCACCUUGAUCUCUCCGAGGAACUCAAGGAAUGGUGUGAGACCUACCGGGACUCCUUGUUCAUCGGUGCAUUGAAUGGGCCAUACUGUAAAUGGGGUUAG